AUGUUACCCCUCCCUUUGGUAGAAACGGAGGAUGUCGCCGAUCUUCUGAGGUCAGUCAACUUCGGCUGUCGUCAGCCUGACGAACCGAUACAAGUGAGGUACACCUCGCACCAAACAGUGCUCAAGCAUGUGAUGCGACUUGAGGAGGCUCGGAGAGAGAAGACACAAACGCCUCAACCUCAGACGUCCAAUCCUCCGACGCCUAACCCUCCGACGUACAAUCCUCCGAUGCACAAUCCUCAAGCGCUCAACACUCAGACGUCCAACCCGGACACGUUCAAGCUUGCUGAACUCGCAAACUCUCCUCGAAGCAGUCAGGCGCGGUCCCCGAGUAGCACAUACGCGGAAAGUAGCCACAGUGUCAAGCAGCCCCUCAGCCCUAGUGUCAAGCAGCCCCUAAGGAAGGCGCCGCCACUCUCGCAGCUCGUUCGCGAUGCUCGAGCUCGGUCCUUCGCCACCCGCAGCAGAAGCAGCUCUGAGAUGGAACCCCCUUUGGAGGACAACGACAGGAGAAAGAGAGUUAGACCCUCGCCUCCUGACUUGACUGACCGCGCUGUUAAGACCGAAUCCUCCCCGGUCCGCCUGCUUAGCCAUCAGCUGUCCCAUCGCGCCCCUCCGCCCGCACCCACUUUAACGAACGGCCACGGAUCCCGCCCAGAUUCACCAAUUGACUUGACGUUGGACGACGACGAUUCAUAGCAGUGCCCUGUGUUUGAUACGGCUCAACGCUGUUCGCCGAUGGCAUGGCGUCGACAGAUUCGUGGCGCGUCGUGACCCACCGGACUUAUCGCUUGCACACUGCAUAAUUCGAACAUUCCUACCUUUAAUCUCUACUAUGACGGGUACCAUUGCAUUAUAAACUUCA
Messenger RNA from Punctularia strigosozonata HHB-11173 SS5, 865 nucleotides. RefSeq lists its product as uncharacterized. The record is from RefSeq and is a predicted model, not a curated record. Bases 1 to 699 code for a protein of 232 amino acids. The transcript has 2 exons. NCBI's taxonomy places the organism in Eukaryota, Fungi, Basidiomycota, Agaricomycetes, Corticiales, Punctulariaceae.